This is a messenger RNA of Lodderomyces beijingensis, 1068 nucleotides long. NCBI's taxonomy places the organism in Eukaryota, Fungi, Ascomycota, Pichiomycetes, Serinales, Debaryomycetaceae. The record is from the annotation of a GenBank genome assembly.
AUGGGUAUGUGUUCAAAGGAACCCCCCCAUCACCGCUGUGAAGGGGAAGAAGGGGGACGAAUAUAUCGAGAUGUCACUUGAACAGCUCUAGCAAGAGAAGACAGCAUGGAGGAAUCAGAGUGAAACAAAAAUAAGAGAAAAGUCAACUCAUAGACAUCACAGUCUCACGACUUUAUAUCCAAGAUGACGAGUUUUGAUUCCAACGCAGCUUUUAUAUUGAAAUGAACCACGGAAUCGAUCAAAGUGAUGAGUGACGGAAAGAUAUCACGGACAAAUUACUAACUCCACGAUUUUUUUUUUCUUAUAGGUAGAGUCAUUCGUAAUCAAAGAAAAGGUGCUGGUUCCAUUUUCACUUCUCACACCAGAUUGAGAAAAGGUGCAGCCAAGUUGAGAACCUUGGACUAUGCCGAACGCCACGGAUACAUCCGUGGUGUCGUCAAGCAAAUCAUCCACGAUCCAGGUAGAGGUGCUCCAUUGGCCAAGGUUGCAUUCAGAGACCCAUACAGAUACAAAUUGAGAGAAGAAACGUUUAUCGCCAACGAAGGUGUCUACACCGGUCAGUUUAUCUAUGCUGGUAAGAAGGCCUCCUUGAAUGUCGGUAACAUUUUGCCCUUGGGUGCCUGCCCAGAAGGUACCAUUGUCUCCAACGUUGAGGAAAAAAUUGGUGACAGAGGUGCCUUGGGUAGAACCUCCGGUAACUACGUGAUCAUCAUUGGGCACAACCCAGAUGAAAACAAGACAAGAGUCAAAUUGCCUUCAGGUGCCAAGAAGAUCAUCUCCUCCGACGCUAGAGGUGUCAUUGGUGUUGUUGCCGGUGGUGGUAGAAUCGAUAAACCAUUGUUGAAGGCCGGUAGAGCUUACCACAAAUACAAGGUGAAGAGAAACUCAUGGCCAAAGACCAGAGGUGUCGCUAUGAACCCAGUUGAUCACCCUCACGGUGGUGGUAACCAUCAGCACAUUGGUAAGGCCUCCACUAUUUCUAGAGGUGCUGUUUCUGGUCAAAAAGCUGGUUUAAUUGCUGCUAGAAGAACUGGUUUGUUGCGUGGUACUCAAAAGACUUCCGAUUAA